CUGUGAGAGAGGCGGAAGUAGAGACUCAGUACCACAUCAGUAAUCUCCACCGUUACCCUGUUCUGGAACUAUGGACACUCUAAUACUGGAGCCUUCGCUGUAUACUGUGAAAGCGGUUCUUAUCAUGGAUAAUGAUGGAGAAAGACUGUAUGCCAAGUAUUAUGAUGACACAUAUCCUACAGUAAAAGAGCAAAAGGCUUUUGAGAAGAAUAUAUUCAACAAAACGCACAGAACAGACAGUGAAAUCGCUUUGCUUGAAGGCCUUACUGUUGUAUAUAAGAGCAACAUAGAUCUGUAUUUCUAUGUAAUCGGCAGCUCACAUGAAAAUGAGUUAAUGCUCAUGUCAGUCUUGAACUGUCUGUUUGACUCCCUGAGCCAAAUGUUAAGGAAAAAUGUGGAGAAGAGAGCUUUACUUGAAAAUAUGGAGGGACUUUUCUUAGCUGUGGAUGAAAUCGUUGAUGGAGGUGUCAUCCUGGAAAGUGACCCACAGCAGGUGGUGCACCGAGUGGCUCUGAGGGGCGAUGACGUGCCUCUGACGGAACAGACAGUCACUCAGGUGCUGCAGUCGGCUAAAGAGCAGAUCAAAUGGUCUCUUCUACGAUAAAUGUGCAUCUUGCACCAAGAUGACCAGACAUUGAUGCAUGCAUCACCACUCCCCUCAUUACUCUUGCCUUUUUCUGUGUUUUUAAAUAUGUUCUGUACUGACAUUUUAUGGCCUCUGUUAAAAGAAAACAUUUUCACUUCAAGUUGAGCAAACUUCUGUUCAUGAAUCAAUAUUUGGAUUCUUUUCCAUUUAUUCUGCACAGAGCCAGUAUCAUAAACCAGUUCACACUAUAGAGGGAGUAAAAAACGUGCUUUUGUGACAGGACUUGACCUUUACGGAAAAGUACCAGGGACUUUCUGAUAAUUCCAUUCCACUUGGGUUUCAGUGUGUGUAAGAUUUCACUACUGUGUGCAUGGAGAUGUGAUCUCCAAAUCUGGUUCAUGUACAUUCCAGUGGUCAAUCCUUCCUACAAUCUUUCCAUGUUCAAUAAAAAUCACUUAUUCAA
Molecule: messenger RNA, 1049 nt
Organism: Trichomycterus rosablanca
Lineage: Eukaryota; Metazoa; Chordata; Actinopteri; Siluriformes; Trichomycteridae
Gene: copz1
Product: COPI coat complex subunit zeta 1
Exons: 9
Coding region: 71-604 (177 amino acids)
Biological process (GO): retrograde vesicle-mediated transport, Golgi to endoplasmic reticulum; intra-Golgi vesicle-mediated transport; intracellular protein transport
Cellular component (GO): COPI vesicle coat
Source: RefSeq, a predicted model, not a curated record